UAUAGAGAAGGCCACUGCACGCAUGAUGGCCAAAACUGCUUCUCAGAUGGGCGCAAACUUCAUUUUAGCACUUGGUGACAACUUCUACUAUAAGGGCGUCAGUGACGUCAAUGACCCUAGAUUCCAGGUCACAUUUGAAGACGUAUACACUCAGGAUUCUCUUAAUAUUCCAUGGUACGUCAUUGCUGGCAAUCACGACCAUGCAGGAAACGUCCUUGCUCAAAUUGAGUACAGCCAGAAGUCCAAGAGAUGGAACUUCCCCUACUAUUAUUAUGAGAUGAACUUCCGCGUUCCUCGAACGGAUAGCACUCUGACCAUCAUCAUGCUGGACACGGUGUUGCUGUGUGGAAACUCUGAUGACUUCCUUGACCAGCAGCCCCGAGCUCCCCGAAGUGGCAUUCAGGCCAACAGACAGCUGCUGUGGCUUCAGGAACGUUUAGCAAAGUCUAAGGCUGAUUAUCUCCUGGUGGCUGGCCAUUAUCCGGUAUGGUCCAUAUCAGAGCAUGGGCCAACCGACUGUCUGCUGAAGAAAUUGAGACCACUGCUUAAGAAGUACAAGGCUACUGCUUACCUGUGUGGCCAUGAUCACAAUCUACAAGUAGGUCAAAGAGUCUGGUAUCGGUUAUGUGGUUAGUGGAGCUGGUAACUUUAUGGAUCCUGAUGUGCGGCACCGAAACCAGGUUCCUCGAGGCUACCUCAAGUUCUUCAAUGGUGAUGCUGGCACCUUGGGUGGCUUUGCCCAUGUGGAGGU
This is a messenger RNA of Sinocyclocheilus rhinocerous, 751 nucleotides long. RefSeq names its product tartrate-resistant acid phosphatase type 5-like. Gene Ontology annotation, biological process: bone resorption. The record is from RefSeq and is a predicted model, not a curated record. Lineage: Eukaryota; Metazoa; Chordata; Actinopteri; Cypriniformes; Cyprinidae. Gene Ontology annotation, molecular function: acid phosphatase activity. The transcript has 5 exons. The coding region runs from base 23 to 634 and encodes 203 amino acids.